This is a messenger RNA of Drepanopeziza brunnea f. sp. 'multigermtubi' MB_m1, 564 nucleotides long. RefSeq lists its product as uncharacterized. Lineage: Eukaryota; Fungi; Ascomycota; Leotiomycetes; Helotiales; Drepanopezizaceae. The record is from RefSeq and is a predicted model, not a curated record. Gene Ontology annotation, molecular function: fatty acyl-CoA hydrolase activity.
AUGCCUGACGCAGAGCCCAAAGUGACGAUGCCCGGUGUAGCCGAGGGAAUAAACUUGGUUGGGGUGCCAGUCGGAGCCGAUGUCUCAGCGGAGGACAAGGUGCGAGCUCUUUUCGAAGGGUCCAUGGCCGAGGAGAUUUAUGGGUCCCAGGGCUGGGCCGCCCACCUCUUCCGCAACGACCUCAAACUCAUCUCCGCCUCCGCCCACCCAACCGGCCGUGUCCUCUUCCGAUACACAGUGCAGCCCACCCACUGCAACCGACUCGGCAACCUCCACGGCGGCUGCACGGCGACCAUCUUCGACCUCGCUACCACCUGCGCCCUGCCCCCCAUCGCGGCACCGGGGUUCUGGGUCUUCGCCGGCGUGAGCAGGACGCUGAACGUGACGUACCUGCGCCCGAUCCCGGUGGGCGAGACGGUGCUGGUCGAGUGCGAGGUUGUGCACGCGGGGAAGCGAUUGUGUAGCUUGAAGGGGAGCAUGAAGCGGGAGAGAGAUGGCGCGGUGAUGGCGACGUGCGAGCAUGGGAAGGUGAGUAUCGAUCCGCCGGUAGCCGGGAAGCUCUAG